CGAACAUGUUGUGGUGGCACGGUGGCACGUCUCUGCGAGCUAUGGACGGAAGCAAGGAUUUGUGACGACUACGGCCACACUGCGACAUGGAUGAUGAGAACCUUGACAAUUUCAGCAACACUACAACCCCUGUCGAUACUCGAGCUAGAGACUUUUUCACAACCAUCACCAAAAGGGGGGUGCAAACACAAGCAUCAUGGGAAGAAGCUCAAGCUCAGAUGACGCUGUUCCUGGGCCUAUGGGGCGGAUUCUUCGCUGUCACUUUGAUCAUGGGGAUUUCCAGGCGGAUUUGGUCCCCGGAGUCCAUGAACAGAAAGCUCUCGCAACAGCUUACUGUCCUCAAGAGCAGCAAGUACUGGAACGUUUUCAUGUUUCUCCUGAUGCUCGCAUUGGUGGUGCUAUAUGUUUUGCGUUCUGAGAAGGUGCAAUUAGAUGAGAACUUGUCCUUCGUGGAACUCACAGCGGUGGCCUUCUUUGCCAUUGAGGCAUUUAUCACCUGGCUUCACUUCUCGAGUGGUGGCAUCGAUGGCAUCAUCGCGUUUUUCUUCAAUUACGUUUUUGUGGCCUGCUUGGUCAUUCCGUCGGUUGUGUACCGAAGUCUUGCAAGCAGUCCCUCGCACUUUUCCUUCGGCUUUUGUGCAUCAAUCCGGGCUGCACAGAUCUGGUGUGAGUGGGUGAGUUUUCAUCGUCGAGGAAGGCUGAAAUUCUCUGAUCACAUCCUUAUGUAUGCAGCCACUUUCCUUUCAGGGACAUUUUCCAUGGGCAUGUUCAUCAGAGAGAUGGAAACUCUCGAUGGGGUGGAUCCCAACUUUUUAGAUGGCAGCGAACCACCAGGUGAGAAUGCAACUGCCUACGAAAGGUGGUCGCUCUUCGCUUCCUUGUACAUGAUGUUCAUCACCAGCAGCAAAGUAGGCUUUGGGGACCUGCACCCAAGGAACCCUGUGGCGCAAGUCGUUUCGCUGGUUGGCACCGGUGCCUGUGUGUACUUGCUUGUGGGCGUUCUUAUGAAGGUGCUGCAGAACAAUGAGACAGGAGGGCUCGCCCGACCGCGAUACCCCAACAGAAAUGGUUUCAGGCAUAUCCUCAUUGCGGGCACACCAUCUUUGCAGGUAUUGAUCGACUUUUUGCAUGAGUUCUUUCACAAGGACAAUCAAGACAGCACCGAGGACAUUGAUGUGGUGAUCCUUUACGUGGAGGGCCAAAGGAAUAUCAUGCAACAACUGGCCCAGCGCCUGAGUGUCGGUGGCGCACAAGACUUGCGAAUCUUGCAGAAGGUGUGGAUGGUUGAGGGCACAGCGCUGAAGCCCGAAGAUCUCAACCGAGUACGAUUCCAGGCCUGCUCGGCAGCCUUUUUGAUGCCGAAUAUGUACGCUCCGGACCCUGAACGCGAGGAUGUGAGUAACAUCAUGCGGGCCUUGACAAUGAAGCAGCACACGUCGUACGUGCACCUGGUAUGCAUGGUCAUGAAGGCACAUUCGGUGGAGGGAUUGAUCUCUGUCGGAGUGCCUCCUCAAGACGUGGUCUGCUACGAUGAUCUCCUCCAGGGAAUCUUGGGCAAAGCCGCUGAGGUGCGUGGCUAUCUUGCUUUGGCCGCAAGCCUCUUGAAGACCUCCAAAUUGGUCUCCAAUGCAGAGAUCAACAAAAAGGGCCACAUUUGGGCGGAAGACUACGCUUCAAGCUUGGCCAUGACGAUUUUUGAGGUCGAUCUUCCAUCGUCCUACAAGACUGUGCCUUUCUGCGAAGUAGCUGCAGACAUGUGUGACAGGAGCGGCUACAGAGCUUUCCUCAUUGGCUUGGCAGAGGAAGCUUUGUUCCCUGCAGACAAGACAGAGUAUGUACUUUUCCCAAACAAAUACUAUCGCGUUGGCUUGCAGCAGGACAGAGAGGUCAAGGGUAUCGUCAUGGCCAAAAAAAGAGAGGACAUCAGAAUGGCUUUACCUGGCAGAGCACUGAAAUGGACACCAGAAGCAUGGGCAACAAACGCAGGACCUGUGCAGGCUAAUCCCGGCCUCUCAACUAUGAAGGCGGCAAAGGACAAGGAGGGAUGGGUCCGGGAUCAUUUCACCGAGGAAAGCGACAAGCAGGCCUACUUGCACGAAAAGCUUGACAGCGCAGCAAAACGCCGUGCAGCACUAGGCUUAGUCCAUCGCGCCAAGCUGAGCCGAGUUAGCGUGGAGAACUAUAUGGAUGAGAGCAACGAUGACUUCUUCGAUACUCGUGAUGAACUGGAGGACCUUAUGGAAGAUCCCACCUCGGAUGUGAUGCAGGAUCCCUUUGAGAGAGCCUUGCUUGAAAGACGCAUGGAGGCUAAACGGCAAAUCCUGGAUGAGAAAGAGCAGAUGGAUGCGGAAGCUGCAGAUGACAUCCUGUAUGGAGAGAACGAGAGUAUACGGAUGGCACUGGUGCAUAUCCACAAAGCCGAGGAGGCCAGAUAUCAGAAGAGAAUGCCAGACCCCAUUGUGCAGAGAGAGGAUGAAAUGCUGUGGGGAGCGCCUGUCCCACCGGCUGAAACGAUCUGGGCAAAUGCCAAGGAACCACCUGAUGAACUGCUGGUUCGUGGUGACCAUGUCAUCUUGGUGACUUUGGAGAGUGACCUUCCAGAGGAUGCGGUCAACGAUGAGGAGGACACACUGGCCAGUGGCAAGCGAAAAGCGUUGCGCCCGGGCAGGAUGAUGCCCUUGAAAUCAUUCGUGCAAUCGAUGAGGUGCCAAAAGAAGAGACGUCCGCUAGUGGUGGUGUCUGAACGAGUUCCAUUUGAUUGGGCUCGAAUCAUGCAAGAGCCUCUUGUCUAUCUGGUCUUGGGGGUGCCGUACUCUCCCUCCACCUUGGAACGAGCUGGAUAUUUGCAGGCAAAAUCCAUUGUGAUCUACCAGAAGGAUAUACCCAAUGGGUCAGAUGCUCCACUGGUCGAUUCACAGGCCAUUUUUGCUCAGCGCCUGCUGGAGUCGCUCUUGCGUGAAGCAGGGGCAACAAGGACUCCUGUGAUCAUGCACAUGCACAUGGAGGACAACACCGAACUCCUCCCAGACUCAGCUGAAGCACGAAAAACGAAGGGCCUCCUAGAGAUGCUGGAGUCAAAGACACGGGAAGACGAUGAAGAUGAAGGGCCAAGUCAGCCAAAAAAGGUUGAGGUUGAAGAUAGGCAGCAGAUCAUCUUGCAGCAUCGCUUUGCCAGCAGCGUCCUGUUCAGCUCGAACUUUGUGACCUGUUUGAUGGCGAAUGUCAUGUUUCAGCCUUGUCUUGCGGCCGUGCUCACGGAGAUGUCAAAAGCAGCCUUUGUCGUCGUGGAGGUGCCUGAGGUAUGGAAAGGCUUGACCUUUGGCCAGCUCUUUAGCUACAUGAUGAGGAAGAGGAAUCUGAUGCCGAUGGCGCUCCUUCGAAAGACUACAUCGCAAGAAGCUCUUGACUUCCUUGACUCAACUGUAGAGAACAGGAAGAUUGAAGAUCCAGAGGAGAAACUGGAGCUGGUCUACGCACACGCGCAGAGGAAGAUGGAUGAUUGGCGGCAACAGCUCACGGAUGAAGCGGAGAAGCGGAGGUACAUCCCUGGGGACCCACCGUUCCAGCGCUAUACACUGGUGAUGCCACCUGGAGCAUCUUACGUUGUCUACAACGACGGAGUCAUUUGCAUGCAGGGGACUACAAGGACCACCUUGCCCAAAACAGGAGGCAAACGUGAGAGAUUUGAUGAUCCCAUCACCCACAGCCGUCCUGCGGCCUGACCAGCCGAACGGGGCGUGUCCAAGAAGCAGCUCAAAGUUGGCUGCAGAUCAGCUGGCCUAAGGCCACACUGAUGUGGAUGAUGCGGAAAUGGGGAUGGGUCAAAACCUAUGAAGUGACCAUAUGACUGGGCGAACAUCCAGCGAAAAACCAGCUAUUUCACGAUAGGAUACCCCAAGGGGGUCUCAGGGUUUUGACUCAUAGCAGAGAGAUGCUGCGCAAAAUGACCUGGACUCCAGUGGUGAUUCCAAGUGUCACAGCAAUGGAAUCAGCUGCAUAUCCCAGAAAAAAA
Cladocopium goreaui is the source of this 4012-nucleotide messenger RNA. NCBI's taxonomy places the organism in Eukaryota, Dinophyceae, Suessiales, Symbiodiniaceae. The record is from the annotation of a GenBank genome assembly.